Molecule: messenger RNA, 5203 nt
Organism: Limanda limanda (common dab)
Lineage: Eukaryota; Metazoa; Chordata; Actinopteri; Pleuronectiformes; Pleuronectidae
Gene: glcci1a
Product: glucocorticoid induced 1a
Exons: 8
Coding region: 1-1566 (521 amino acids)
Biological process (GO): podocyte development
Cellular component (GO): cytoplasm
Source: RefSeq, a predicted model, not a curated record
AUGUCAGCAUCCACAGCAGCAGCAGGCACACUCAGCCGCUCCCCCCCACCCCCCUGCUCCUCCUCCUUCACCACCAACAACAACAACAACAACACCACCACCGCGGUCCGAUCGCAGCCCAUCCGCGCCACGGUGCCGUACCAGCUUCGGCGUGGAAACCAGCUCAGCCCAACCCGCUCUGCUUCCUCCUCCUCCGCCUCCUCCUCCUCAGUAGCCGGGAGCAACACAAGACCGACGACGUCCCGUUGCUCCAGUCCCGCCAGCCCGAGUGGAAGCGGCUCGGACGGCAGGCUGGUCCGCAGGCAGAGACUGUCACCGCCGGACAGCAGUGGUUCACCCGAACGGCCCCACGACCCGCCGCUUUCUAAAGCUGAAAGGACAAAGGCACAGCAGGCGAGCAGUGUGGGGGCCAUUGGGCGGACAUCCUCCUUGGGUACUAUCACUGGGCCCUACCUCUCUGGACAGUGGCCCUGUGAUCCUCACUUGCUCUACUCAUCUUGUAUGAAAGAUAAAUCCACACAGACUCCUGGAUGUUGGUGUGACGACUCAGGAGAGAAGAGGAGCACCCACCAGCGUUCUGCGUCCUGGGGCAGCGCCGACCAGCUCAAAGAGAUUGCAAAGCUUCGGCAGCAGCUCCAGCGCGGUAAACAAGGAGGAUGCCACAUUAAAGACAAAGACCGGUUGUCCCCUCUCCAGUACAACACCAUCACCUGCACCACCCUCCCCAGCUCUACCAACCACAACUCCAGAGCCAGCCACGUUCAGCACUUUUCCAUGUCGAAGUCGGCCCAGAUGCCGCUGUCCAACAUCACAGUGCCAAAGCCUUCCAUCUCGAGGGUGCCCAGCAGCAUGGAGGGCAUCAACCAUGAGCUGGAGAAGGUCUUCAUCAAAGACAACGGAGAGAAGGAGGAGCUCAAGUCCCUGGAGGUUCCUGAUGGGCGGCGAGCACCGUUCCCUCCUCAGCAGCGCAGCAGCAGCACCCGAAGCGUGGACACCCAGACUCCCUCAGCCCCCGGCCGGUCCAGCAGCUGCUCCAGCCUAUCACCCUGCCCCUCGCCAGCUUGCCCACCAGGAUCACAUAACGGCAGCCCCUACUCCACAGAGGAUCUAAUGUACGAUCGUGACAAGGACAGUGGAAGCAGCUCACCACUGCCCAAAUUCGCCUCCUCACCAAAACCCAACAACAGCUACAUGUUCAAGCGAGAGCCGCCGGAGGGCUGUGAGAAGAUCAAAGCUUUUGAGGAGAUGAGCUCGAAGCAGUCAGCAUCAGCGUCAGUCCCCCUCUUCUCCUGUCCCGACAAAAACAAGGUCAACUUCAUCUCGACAGGGUCGGCAUUCUGCCCCGUCAAACUCCCCGGCUCCCUGCACCUCACCCCAGCCUCAGAGCCGGAAGAGGAUGAAGACGAUGUGCAGGCGGGCCCCGGCUCAGUGCUCCAGGGGACAACAUCAUUCUACGGUGGCCCUUCUCAGGUCUCCAUAAGCACCAGCACAGAAGACCCUGCAGUGGAGCCCGGCUCCCCUUCAAUGACUGCAGACCCCCUGACAGACAGUCCAGCCAUAAGCUAGACCUGAGCAGAGCUGGCCUCUGGCUAUAGGAUCCACGCUAGCAACCACCAACCAACACCACUAACUGUCCCACCAACACCUCCCUUUGCUCUGCCAGGGGAGUCUACGACUCUCUGUGCUGACCCCCUCCAUACUCUUCUGUCUCUGCAUGACGUAGCACCAAUGUCCCAAUUAACCACCACCACCACAAGACUCGCCACCUCAAUGUUCCUGCACAAUGUCUGAGCUGUUGUGGUAGAGAAGGACUUGAUGGUUCAAGUUUUGUAUAUGCAGGCAUCAGAUGGAGGAAUGGAGCACUCUGGAUGGGGGGUAGGGGCAUGCAUUAUAAAAUGGUAGUCUGGUUAAUUAUGUGUUGUUUUCUGUUUCAACAAUCACAGUAUAAAUAAGCUCUAAUAUAUAUAUAUACACACAUAUAUAUACAUCAGGGUUUUCCCUAGGCAUCUUAGGUGCUGGUUUUUAUUAUGGAUAUUUAUUAAAACACAACACAGGUUGUUGUUUUUCACAGGACACUCAGAGAUUAACAAGAAGAAAAGAAAAGUGAGCACACUCAGCAUCAUCAAAAAUAACACUGGUAAAAUAAGACCUGUAAUGGGUGGAUACGAGCAUCGGUUUACUCAUCCUCCCACCACCAUCUGACAGUGCAAUCGUGUUUGACUGCUUACCAAAGGUUUUGUUGGGUUGGAUGGUUUCAAACUGUCCCAUCGGCCAUAAGUUAGCUGACCAAGUUACUGUAGCAAGAGUCAUUCCUCUCAAAUCAUUUGUCUUUGAGCUCAUCUUUCUUCAUUUGUGCUUUAAAUACGUUAAGAGACUGACAUUCUUACAUUGGAGAUGAACACCAUCUUUUCUCUCUAGAGUAGUAAAGAAUUCUCAGGAAAUUAUUUUCCUUCGGCUUAGAUGCUUCACAAAAACUCCCAUAACCGUAGGGAAAACCCUGGAUAUGUAUAUACACAUACAUCUACACAGAUCAGCUGCAAUAUUAAUACCACUUACCACAUUUACCUUUUGAGACUGAUCAAUGUGUGUAUAUAUACAUACAUAAAUGUAUAUAUGCAUAUCUUUUAUGUGUGUGUGUUUGUAUACAUAUAUAUAUAUAUAUGUUUUUUUUUUUUGUAUUAUAACAAAAUACAUAUGCUUGUUUAAAAGAAAAAUCCAAAACUGUGUAUAGCUGUGUUAUGUACUGAGCAGGAGAAACGCUGUAUAAUGGAUUGGAUUAUGUUUACACUAUCCAGGUCACAUGAUUGAACCCUGUUUAAAAAAUGCAAACCACAAAUAAUUAGACAAAGACUAAAGGAAAAAAAAGGGCCACAAAUUGGUUGCACAGUGUCUGCAUCUGGCCUUGCUUCAGGUAUUUCACAGAGUAUAUACUCAGGUAAUAUGGAAUAUGUGUCCAUACAAAUAUCUGCAGCUUGACAAAGCAGAGCAGAUUCACUGUCAUUCAUUCUUGGCUCCUCUCAUUCUCAGACAAAUCGCUCUUUUCUGUUCCAGAGUCCAGUCUGAGACUAGACCUGUGACAGGAGCUGCAGAGGGUUUAGGCGUAUGUUUUUGGACGGGUGGUGGAACAAUGUUUGGACCGCACACACUGUGACUGAUGACAUGAGUGGCCGUGUGUGCACUGAUGUAAGCAUGCUGGACAGAGACUUGGAAAGACAUGGAGUGAGAGUCUGUUAUUUAAGUCUGAUGACAAUGUAGGACUGGCUCUCUUGAGCCUGUUGACGAGAAGUCUGCAGUACCAUCACAUGAAAAUAUACUCAAACGGAAAAAUUAUGUGCAGAUUGGAGAUGGAGUUAUACAAACUUUCCCUGAGGACAUGACCUGAUUUGUUAUAUUGAACCUUACUAAGGAGGUUUAUUUUACAAAUGAGCCUGACUUCAUCAAGACCACACCUCACGUAAUACUUUAUAUCUGAGGUUCAUAUCAAUAUAUUUAAAAAAGAUAAUAUAAUAUAUCACAAAUAUUUGGUAAAUUGAUGAUCGUCUUAAGUUGGAAGAAUUGCAAUCAAGAUUUAGAGCACAAUGUUUCCCAUUUGCCAGCAUUUCUUCCAGUAUAACAGACUGUUGAUAAGGAAAGCAAUAGAUCAUUGUUUUCAAAGAAUGUAUAAGACGUGUCAUGAGACUGAAUUGUUAUUUCAAUUAAAGAAUAAUACAAUUUUUCCCUCAUCAAGAAAUAGUUCUAGAAUAAGGAAUAAAGAACUGUGUGACUGCACGAGGCACCAUUCAGACAGGGUACCGUCAAGACAUUCAAAUUUCAGUAUCAAUACCAUUGUCAAACAAACCAAUUGUGAAAAACCAAGCUUUAAAUACACACAAGCAACUUCAAUAGGAAAACUCAUCCUGACUGGCAAAUUGCUUAAAGGUUGCACUUAUGAAUAUUCUUUCCAAUAGGGGGAGGGAUUCACCCAUUGUAGCUAUCAUUUUUCUGGGAUGGAAGAUAGUGUUUGUGGGCUGCAUUUGAAGGAGCCUUAAAAUGUCUAGUCCAAUUGCGGUGACACAAUCAGUCUUCAAAUGCAACCUCAAGAGUAUGCGGUUCCUAAACUGAGACACAGCUGUAUUUUUUGCUGCCCCUAAGUAACAAAAACCCCAUAAAUGCAGGUUCAAGUUGACAAUAAGCAACAAUUAAACACAUUUAAUUACUCCCUUUGGCACUUUAGAUGUUUCUAUAAUGAUUCAGUAAGUAAAGCUAUCAGGUUUGAUACCCAGCCCUGGGCAACAGUUGAUGUUGAAACACUGUUUGGUUCAAUCUUAAAAAUUCCGGGUGCGGCCACAUCAGAUGAAUGUUUGUACAACCUUUAUCUCCAUUUAGUUGAUAUACAAACUCACACUGUACUAAUCAUCCACAUACUUGUUACUCUAUUAAAUGCAUUCCAUGCGAUUAUAGUAUCCAAGACAUGAACAGACUCAUCAUGAUUCAUUCCUAAAAUAUCUCUCAGCCUUUUGUUGUGAUUGCUGUAAGAGACUAGCUGCAGUACUUAGCGUUGUUGGCUGCAGAGUCAGUAGCACCUUCAUGUGUGAUGCAUAGAUAAAAGCCUGUCUCUGUUAUUACGUGUGUUGUAGGCCUCCUCAUGCUGCCUCCAGGCAGCUGAACCCUCUGAACAUCCCUUGUACUCUGUGCUGAACACCAUCUUUUAGGCUUUGGUGUAAAUGAUCCAACACUUUGAUUUGCAAGAGUGUAACAUAAUCCACAUUUAUUUGGAUAUCUGGUGUGCUUGUGGAAUCCCUGCAUUUUUGUUCCCUUCAUAUUUUGCAUAUAUGUGGCUUUUAAAGAGGCUCAAUGCAGUGUUGUGGUUUCUAAAGACUUUUCAGCACCUUACCAAGAGCUAUAGCUUUCCCAAUUUCCCACAUAUACUCAACAUUGGUAAACUAGUUGUGUGCAAUAAUAGAUAAAAAUGGUGAUGUUCUCCGGGAUGUUGUCCAUUCUUUGACUCGAGUGUCUCAUCUUGCAUUCUUUUGGUUUUGAGCACGGGGGCUGGAUCAGCAAGUAGUUCUUUGCUAAAGCCAUCAACCAAUACAAAACCAGCACUUAGAGUGACCAGAGCACAUCACUGGCAGGUCAGAGGUUUCAUAGACUUACUACAUAAUCUGCGUUGUCAAAGUUCAUGCACAAUGGCAAUAAAGAAAUAUUUGUUGUUUUGUCCACUCUA